This is a messenger RNA of Procambarus clarkii (red swamp crayfish), 1791 nucleotides long. NCBI's taxonomy places the organism in Eukaryota, Metazoa, Arthropoda, Malacostraca, Decapoda, Cambaridae. The record is from RefSeq and is a predicted model, not a curated record.
AUGCUUGAGGACACGGUGUCCGUGUCUGGCAAGAGGACUGUGGGCGAGAGCUGUGUCGGAGCGGGCGGGCGGUGUGUGGGCGGUGCUGGUGGGCGGGAGUGUGCGUGGGUGGAGGGCGGGAAGGGCCGCCCACUGCAGCAGUCUGACUGUGGACCCGGAGAGACGUGCUGCUUCUCUGGGUCACCACCGGGGUCACCAUCGGAGUCAACAACACAACUGGAAGGCAGACUUACGAGACGAGAGACAGCGGAGGACUUUGAAGGUCUUCACCAACCUCGAGGGAAGACGCACGAGAGAGAACAGGAACGGAAGUCACAAAGGAGAAAACAAAUGAAUAUCAGCAGGCACCGGGAUAACAGCAGACCCGGGGAUAAGGCCAGUAAAAAUCUAAAAAUGGGUGAAGGAAAAACAAGUAGAAAAGAGAAUAAUUUGGAAAGUGUUGCAGCAGCACCAGGAAGAAAAGCAAAGACGAUGAAUUUAAAGAACAACGCAAAACUUAAGAAAGAAUUAGAAUCAAACGGCGUUGAGGCAACACACUCCAGGAGGAACUCAAAGAAAACAAAGGGUAACAACUCCACGGAGAAGACAGCUAGAAAAACAAAAAGCCUACAAAAUAAAAUUAAGCAAAAGAUAAUCAAGAAAACAAAGAAAACGCAACCAAAGAAACCUGAAAAAAUACGAUCAAAGAAAAAUAACAAAACUCUAUCAAAAAAGCCUCAGAAAACGCAACCAAAGAAAUCUAAGAAAACACUACCAGAGAAGAACAAGAAAAAUCUAUCAGAGAAAACAAAGGAAAGAUUUCCGAAGAAAGUAGAUAAAUUGCGACCAGGGAAAACGAAGAAAACGCUGUCAAAGAACACGAAGAAAAAUCUUACAAAGAAAGUAAAGAAAAUGCAGCCCCCCACAAUUAAGAAAAUGCAACAGGAAAAGACGAAGAAAAAACAAUCAACGAAAUUGAAGAAAACGCUACAAAAUAAAACAAAACAAACACUAAGAAAGAAAACAGAAUUUCAGGGGAAAGAAAAGAAAAGGAAAAAUAAAACACGUAAGACUAAAACGAAAAAUAAAAAGAACAAAAAGGCAAAGAAUGUUGUCAAAAAGAAGAAAACCAACAAAGGAAAGAAAAGUAAUAAGAACAAAAAAGGGCAUUUGAACAAAACCAAAUCCCAGUCCAAAAUCUCGUCUAAGAAAGGCAGCAAAUCUUCCAAGAAAAAGGAGAAGGCCAAACAACUGGGGCGCCAAGAGACGAAGACAGGAGAGAAGGAGAAGGAGACAUCUUCGAGGCAAGAUUCAGGGUCGAAGAGAAAGUGUAGGAGGAGCAAGAAGUGUUCAAGAGCCGGAGGAAGGUGUACCAAUGGUCAGUGUUCCACUAAGGUCAUCGCGGGACGCACCAAUUGUAAAGGGAAUUCUUGCGUCUGCUGUCGUCUAGAUUGCAAAGUCAAAAAGAGCUGCAAGAAGUACUCUGGUAAAUGCAAGGAGAAGUGCUCCCGUCUGGAGCGCGAGAUCACCAAAGGCUGCGGUGGACGAGGCUGCAGGUGCUGCGUCGCGGACUGUAAGAUCAGACCCAAGUGUAAGAGGGCCGGGGGCUCCUGCAGCAGCACGAGGUGCUCCUCCAGCCAGCAGGAGGUGAAGGGCGGGUGUCAGGGCUACCAGUGCAGCUGUGGAGGAGACCAGGGCCAGCUGUGGAGGAAACUAGAGCCAGGUGUGGAGACUAGAGUCAGCUGUGUUGGAGAUCCUGGCCAGCUGGAGCAGGGGGUGGACCUCACACCUGCCUUAACAACUCCAUCAUGA